AUGAAAGAAUCAGACGCGAAUGAUGCAGUCCCUGAGCUUCGCAUUUACGCCUUCUUCGACAGGCCAGUAGGACCUCAUCCGGUGGCCAUGUUCGAAGUCAACGUCUUCACGCCUGCCCAGUUCGGUGCGUUUGUACCUUGGCUAGUUAUCAAUAGGGGACCGUUGAGUGCCUUGAUCCACCCAAACACGGUCGAUUCAGAGGAAGAACGAAAUCAUACGCAACGUGCUACAUGGCUUGGAGAGAGGAUUCCGUUAGAUCUGCGGGUAUUCAAGCUGAUGAAAGAGGCGGAGAAGAAGAAAGAGCUGGAGGCUGCGCAGGACGCUGGAAAAUUAUAA
This is a messenger RNA of Aspergillus fischeri NRRL 181, 336 nucleotides long. RefSeq names its product DOPA 4,5-dioxygenase family protein. NCBI's taxonomy places the organism in Eukaryota, Fungi, Ascomycota, Eurotiomycetes, Eurotiales, Aspergillaceae. The record is from RefSeq and is a predicted model, not a curated record. The transcript is spliced from 2 exons. The coding region runs from base 1 to 336 and encodes 111 amino acids.